Danio rerio (zebrafish) is the source of this 2192-nucleotide messenger RNA. NCBI's taxonomy places the organism in Eukaryota, Metazoa, Chordata, Actinopteri, Cypriniformes, Danionidae. The record is from RefSeq and is a predicted model, not a curated record.
AAUAAAUUAAUUUUCAAUGACAUGCAAGUAUUUUUGUUUUUCAGGAAUGAUGGCCAGCGGAUCAAAAUAUAAAGAGUCUGGGAUCCCACAGUAUAGAACAGACACACGACAAUUAAUAAAAUUAAUGAUGCAAGAAUCUCGUCUAACGGAUUUUCAACAGAGACAGAUCAAUAAUAAGCUAAAAAAUGGAGGGGCUCUUCCAAUAACCUUUUAUUCCAGUCCACUUGAGCCAAAUACUCCUUCAGAGACCAGAGUUACAAGAGUGGGGACACUGGUAGGACAGCAGCAGAAGCGCAGUGCAGAAAGAUGUCGUGCUGGAGAUAAUUACAAACGAGAGCAAUUUCUGCCUAGUGCAGCACGGGAUCUAGAGAAGGAAAAGAGAAAGCUACAAAAUCUUCUUUCUACUGGUCAAAAGGAUGCUGGGCCAACUCACUCCCAAAGAGAAUCCACUGAGAGAAGAGAGCAACCGGUAGACAGGUUCCAGGAAGUUCUGGAUGAGAUUGAGGACAGGAGGCAAUUUUUAGAGGAGAUGAUGUCAUUGGGAAAAGGUCACCAGUACCAGCAGCUCAUCAACACAGAAAUUUCCCAGAAAAUCUGUGAGCUUGAAGAGAUCGACAAGAAACGCAGUGAAGAACUAAGGACCCCACAGCUAACUGGAAAAGAGGAACAAUGAAGUAAAGAGACGUAUGGAGAAUUUAGAGAAAAUAUAAGUUAGUGCUAUAAUGUCAGUUAGUAUGAGCAUUAAAAAAUCCUGAAACUCUGGUUUUUAAGUAUUUAAAUUGUUUUAUUUUUGAUGUCCUCCAUUCUAUAAGCACAGACUAUUAAAAGCACAAUACUGAAAACUGAUAAAUACAAUUAAACACCCAAAUAGCUGCAGAUGACAAACUAAAAUGUAAGCAAAAUAUUUAUAGACACUUAAUAGUCACUGAGGACAUGUGCAUAAAUUAAACACACUAAAGGCACUGCUUCAGAAAUACAAUCCUGAUAGAGUUAACAGAGAUUAAGGCUCAACACACAACAUCUAACAUUCUACAGUAAAAAAUAAACCAUUUAAACAUUACUGAAAUGUAAUAUUGCAUAAUGUCUUGCUCGAGUGAGGACUAUUUGUUAUUACAUAACAUUAAAAACGUGCCUACAUGUCUGUUUUUUUUUUAUCUGUGUAUUGUUUUAAAUGCAAUGUCUUUUUUAUUAAAGGGUUUUAGAUUCAUUUUAAUCUGAUCACUUUAACACCUCACUAAUGCUGCUGUGUUAAAAGCUAUCUAGUCAAAUUGAGAAAUCUUUAGCCUAAUUUUGUUUGAUGAAAGGUUUGAUGAUUUCUUAACCAUUUUAGUAAGUUAAAUCUUGUUUACAAUGACAUCCUGAAUAAGCAGAUUUUGCUUUAAUGUGAACAAUUAUGCCUGUAAAUACAAUUACACUUUACAUCGUUCACUUUUUCAGUUAUGAGCAAAUACUUGAGAGUGUGGGAUUGAAUCAUAAUUGUGGUGUUAAAUAUGUUUUUGGCAUGUUGUGUUGCGCCAUAUUAUGUUAACCACAGACCUUAACCCAUUAAAAAUUUCUGAAAUGUGUUGGGAGUUUACAGAGUGGCCUGUCUCUCAAGUCAAAAUUGUCUUAAGUGGCCAAACGUGCAAACGUUUGCUGAAUCUUUAUCAUAACAAAUGCAAACUAUAUUCAAUGCUUGGCUAUUAUAUCAUCAGAGUAUGCAUUUUGUUUUAAGCCAGGCAGUGUCUUAAUCAUGAAUCACACUUCUAAAAUGAAAGUGUAUAUAAAAGUAUUGACCAGGGUAGGGAUGCACCAGCUGCUCAUAAGUUCAAUGAAUAUAUACAAUCAUACACCAGUAGCUCAGUCACCAAAUGUUGGUUUUUGCAGUUAAUUCUUGGUGUUUGGUAAUUUUGUUGUGAAAAACAGGUGACAGUAAGUUGUUAGCCAACCGGAAAUUAAAGCUAAGUCACACAAUACAACAAUUACUUCAAUUUCAGGUUAUCUUCUUAAUGUUGAUUCUAACGUCUUUAGCCUCAAAUAAUUUAAUUACAUUUAGUCUAAAACAAUAUUUAAUCACAAAUGGACAUGACAGGUAUGUAAAUAACUUCAUAAAUAACAGUGUAAAUAAAUUCACAAGAAAAAUAACUUAAAACUAUGGGUGAGAAAUGACUUCUCUUCUUUGGCAGAGUUGUACACACACCACUGCAAAAAAA